AUUCCAGGUCGUCCAACAAACACAACUCCCAACACGCAUCCGUCAACAUGCAGUUCACCGCCCUCGUCGCUGCUCUCUUGAGCGUUGCCGCCGUCCAGGCCCAGCGGAAUCCAAUCACCAUCACCCCUCAAUUCGAUUGCGGUGCCACCAACUCCCAGCAAUACGUCGCGCGCAGUGGAGACACCCUCACCAAGAUCGCCCAAGAAAUCUACCACGACGUCGUGGGAGUCUGUGACAUCGCCAGGGCGAACAACCUGGCCGACCCAAACAGGAUCGAUGCAGGCACGCCCUACACCAUCCCGAUCAACUGCCAGACCUACGACCGCAACAGCUGCCUCUAAUCUCGAAACUUCGGGAUGUGGUUGCAGUCAUGACUACCACCGGAAUUGCUCUGUGUCUCUCUGGAGUUGGAGUGUGUUCUGAGGGUUGUCGUGCAGGGGCAUUCUGGUCUCGCCACGCAGCACGGGAGUUGUAGACCGGCAUUGGAAGGUUGCUAGCUCGAGGAUAGACGGAAUCCGAGUUAAUCUACGAGGUAGCUUCGCCAAACAAUCCAUCGAUCUACGCUCGCC
Molecule: messenger RNA, 569 nt
Organism: Zymoseptoria tritici IPO323
Lineage: Eukaryota; Fungi; Ascomycota; Dothideomycetes; Mycosphaerellales; Mycosphaerellaceae
Product: LysM domain-containing protein
Exons: 4
Coding region: 48-341 (97 amino acids)
Source: RefSeq, a predicted model, not a curated record